UACGCGCGCUAUUUAAAAAGGACAGUGGUAUUUUUCCUCGCUGAGUAAAUUUCAUUGUUUUGAUCGUUUAUUACGUAUCAAGACUACUGUUUUUCACUUUAAUUGAAUUUAUUUCAGUUAAAGUAUUUGACUAAAGUAUCGUUUUUACUGUUUUUGUCGUUGGUACUCUUUAGUACCUCUUUUUCAACUGUAUCUGUUAGUACUUUUGGUCCUAGCAAUCUACAGCUCUUCACUUUUUUGGUCAUUGAUAAUUUUUUUGUUUCUGGGUAUCAUCGCAUAUUGAAAAAACCCCUCCUAAAUGACCGGACAGUGUAAAAAAAGCAGUUGCCAACGUCCGGGUUGUCGUUAUCCUGUUGAAAGCGGCAUGCAGUGCGACGAGUGCAAAGGCUGGUACCACGAAGUUUGCACGAACUUAACGCCUGCUGCUUUCAAACGGUUCAGUAAGAAGGGUUGUGUGUGGCUUUGUCAACAGUGCUGCUCGGAUGCAAACAGCUUGUUAACCGAGGCCAUCUCACUGGUUGAUGCUGCAAAGAAGUGUUUCAACAAGCAUAGUCGGAACGCGUCAAACAGCACUCGAUCUGUUGACACGCAAAUCAAUGUGAAGGAAACUAAGGUGAGUCCGGUGAUAGAUGACUCACGCCCGUCAAAGAAGGAAAAGCAGUCUCCAAAGGGGCCUGCCUUAAACAAAAGCUCAAGAAAAGUAGGGUCUUCUGUUCCCCGUCUCCCAGAUGGGAUCCAACAGGAAACACCUAGGAGCCGCAAUCGCAAGGCUCGAUCGGUUUCAAAUGGUAAACAUAACACGACCCCUCAGGUCGUCGACAACCCCCCAAAACCCAACACUAGGUUUGACGCAACUGCUAUUGCUUCUACCAGCACCGUUGACGAAUGGGUAAAGGUUGUAAGGAAGAAAAGUAUUGAUAUAAAAGGGAAACCUGCCCCCGUAAAAGUGGUUGAAAAAUCGAAAGCUGAUCAUAGCGACAGAUCAGCUAUUUUUCAUAGAAUCAAGGAGAGCGAUAGCUCUGAACCUAAAGCUCGUUUUGAGCAUGACAUUGUACUGAUUAGGCAGCUGCUUAAUCAACUCAUGCCUCAAAAUAUGACCGGGGUCACCUUGCUAAAGGUGUACAGACUAGGGAGUCUAACGGACUCGAAACCAAAUCAUUCCAGACUGCUUAAAGUAGUAUUCGGCUCUUCGAACGAACGUGACCUAAUUUUACAAAAUGGACACAAAUUAAAGGGUUCAGGAGUCUUUAUCCGAAAGGACCUACCGUUGGCAGACCGUGUUAAAAGACGGGAAGCCGAGAAAGAACUACAACAUAGGUUAGACGCUGGCGAAAAGGACCUGAAAAUUGUAAAUUUUCGGGUUGUAAGACUUCGACAGAGAAUGAUGCCGAAGCCACUCUGGGUGAAGCACGAAGGCACUUAAACAGGCUUCGGAUCUGUUACACCAAUGCACGAAGCUUACUUAAUAAGCGAUCGGAACUAGGUGUGCAGAUUGACUCUAUAAAGCCAGAUAUAAUCGCAGUAACAGAAACCUGGCUGACACAGGCUAUAGAUAGUAUAGAACUUGAUUUCGAGGGCUUUACGUUAGUAAGGGCCGACAGAACACAAAAGCGCAAAGGAGGGGGAGUAGCUCUAUUCAUUAGGAAUGCUAUCCCAUUUACCAUUAUCGAUAGUGUAUCCCAUGAGAGUGGGACGUGUGAAUUAGUUAGUCUUCGCUUAAAAUGCAAGGGACAAGAGCUGCUGAUUGGUUUGGUCUAUCGCAGUCCAAGCUGUGAGGCAAAUGAGAUCCUGUUAAGCAGUCUCAAUACUUGGUCCCAAAGUGGUCGAUGUCUAAUCCUAGGGGACUUUAAUGCACCUAUGGUAGACUGGGAAAAUCUGCGAACUAAAUCGUCGGAGAAUUCUUCCGAG
This is a messenger RNA of Schistosoma mattheei, 1908 nucleotides long. Lineage: Eukaryota; Metazoa; Platyhelminthes; Trematoda; Strigeidida; Schistosomatidae. The record is from the annotation of a GenBank genome assembly.